AUGGCCGAUAUGAGCGGCGAACAGAUGCAGGCCAAGAUCACCGCGGCCCGGCGCGAAGCUGAAGGCCUCAAGGACAAGAUCAAGCGCAGAAAGGAUGAGUUGGCCGACACUACCCUCCGUCAAGUCGCGCAGAACCAGACCGAAACCCUCCCCCGAAUCGGCAUGAAGCCCCGUCGGACGCUCAAGGGCCAUUUGGCCAAAAUCUACGCCAUGCAUUGGUCGACCGACCGCCGUCACCUAGUCUCGGCCUCGCAGGACGGAAAGCUCAUCAUCUGGGACGCCUACACCACGAACAAGGUUCAUGCGAUCCCGCUGAGGUCAUCGUGGGUCAUGACCUGCGCCUACGCCCCGAGCGGAAACUACGUCGCCUGUGGUGGUCUCGACAACAUUUGCUCCAUCUACAACCUCUCGUCCCGCGAGGGCCCGACCCGGGUCGCGCGCGAGCUCUCAGGACACUCCGGCUACCUCUCCUGCUGCCGCUUCAUCAACGAUCGCAGAAUCAUCACCUCGUCCGGCGACAUGACUUGCAUGCUGUGGGAUAUCGAAUCGGGCUCGAAAGUUACUGAAUUUGCGGACCACCUCGGCGACGUCAUGUCCAUCAGCAUCAACCCCACCAACCAGAACAUCUUCGUCUCGGGUGCCUGCGAUGCCUUCGCCAAGCUCUGGGAUAUCCGUACCGGCAAGGCGGUCCAGACCUUCUCCGGCCACGAAUCCGACAUCAAUGCCAUCCAGUUCUUCCCCGAUGGAAACGCUUUCGGAACGGGUUCCGAUGACACUUCCUGCCGUCUCUUCGACAUCCGCGCGGACCGGGAGCUCAACACCUACCAGAGCGAUCAAAUAUUGUGCGGCAUCACCUCCGUGGCUUUCUCUGUCUCUGGUAGAUUGCUGUUUGCGGGUUAUGAUGACUUUGAGUGCAAGGUGUGGGAUGUUUUGCGAGGCGACAAGGUUGGGUCUCUGAGCGGCCACGAGAACCGUGUAAGCUGUCUGGGAGUCAGCAACGACGGCAUCAGCCUGUGCACGGGAUCCUGGGAUUCUCUGCUCAAGGUCUGGGCCUGGUAA
This is a messenger RNA of Aspergillus heteromorphus CBS 117.55, 1059 nucleotides long. Its product is annotated as WD40 repeat domain-containing protein. The transcript is spliced from 5 exons. Gene Ontology annotation, biological process: G protein-coupled receptor signaling pathway. Gene Ontology annotation, cellular component: heterotrimeric G-protein complex; cytoplasm. Gene Ontology annotation, molecular function: protein binding; signaling receptor complex adaptor activity. The record is from RefSeq and is a predicted model, not a curated record. The coding region runs from base 1 to 1059 and encodes 352 amino acids. Lineage: Eukaryota; Fungi; Ascomycota; Eurotiomycetes; Eurotiales; Aspergillaceae.